Tachysurus fulvidraco (yellow catfish) is the source of this 1187-nucleotide messenger RNA. RefSeq names its product macrophage mannose receptor 1-like. The transcript has 5 exons. NCBI's taxonomy places the organism in Eukaryota, Metazoa, Chordata, Actinopteri, Siluriformes, Bagridae. The record is from RefSeq and is a predicted model, not a curated record. Bases 59 to 1156 code for a protein of 365 amino acids.
AGCUGCAGCACAAACCACAUGCAGCUCAUCAGGGCAUCACCUCAGCACUGCUGUCACCAUGGUAACCAUGUCAGUCCUGUUCCUCCUGCUCUCAGCUUUUACUCCUCCAGUCCAGAGUCAACUCACUUCACUCCAUAUCAUUCCGGGUGACAUGAAUCAGACUGAGGCUCAGAAAGCUUGCAGAGAAAAUUACACCGACCUCGUCACUGUGUACUCUGAUGAAGACAACACUAAACUGGCUGAACUGGUGAUAAAGGCUGGUAACGUUUCUGGCUGGAUCGGACUCUAUCGCAGUAAUUUUAGUGAGAAAUGGUCUAAUGGUGAUCCUGUAACAUACAGAAAUAUGACAGGGAAUUGUGGGACAUCGAGCUACUGUGCUACUAUGAAAGCUGAUGGUUCAUGGGAAAGUCUUCAGUGCACAGAGACUAAACAUUUCAUGUGCUAUGAACAAGAUGCUUCCUCACAGACUCGUAAUUAUCAUCUAAUCCUUGAGAAUAAGACCUGGUAUGAAGCUCAGCGUUACUGUAGACAGAGAUACACUGACCUGGUCAGCAUCAGAGAUCAGCAGCACAAUGAAGAGGUGAGGAUUAAAGGGUUAAACAGCAGCACACCCUUCUGGAUCGGCCUGCUGUGUGAUGACUGGCAGUGGAGUGAUGGAGGAAUCUCUGCCUAUAGAAACUGGGAUAGCAAUCCACCUCAACCACAAGAUAACAACUGUGCAGCAGUGAGAGGAGAGAGAUGGUACUCAGUCCCGUGCAGAAAUCAUCAAUCUGCUUUGUGCUACUACAAUUACAUCCAUGUGAGUGAAGAGGCUCUGAGCUGGGAGAAAGCGCUGGAUUACUGUGAUAAAGGGAACAGAACUGGAUUGUUGCAGAUUGAGUCUGAACAUGACCAGACUGAUGUGGAGAAUGAGCUCAGAAGGAGGCGUGUCUCUGAGCCUGUGUGGGUGGGGCUUAGACAGAGCCAGCUCUUCGGGUUCUGGAUUUGGCCUGAUGGGAAAGCUGUGUUUCCGUACUCCAACUGGGAUGAAGGGAAACAGCCUGAGCAUCAACUCUCUCAGCACUGCGGUGCCGUCGUUCCACAGAGCUACAGAUGGAAAGACAUGAACUGUGAGGCUCAGUACAAAGCUCUGUGUCACAUCAGAUGUACUCCAUGAACCACUAUACAUUCAUUUUAUAUAUUUAUCA